Ipomoea nil (Japanese morning glory) is the source of this 864-nucleotide messenger RNA. RefSeq lists its product as uncharacterized. Lineage: Eukaryota; Viridiplantae; Streptophyta; Magnoliopsida; Solanales; Convolvulaceae. The record is from RefSeq and is a predicted model, not a curated record. The transcript has a single exon. Bases 1 to 864 code for a protein of 287 amino acids. Gene Ontology annotation, molecular function: nucleic acid binding; RNA-DNA hybrid ribonuclease activity.
AUGCUCCGAUGGCGUAGAGUGGAGUGUGUGACGACAGGCAGAUUGUGUAACGUAGAUGAUGAGACAGGCGCACAUGUGUUUUUCACGUGUAAUGUGGCAAAGGAGUGCUGGAGGCGCCUCGGUGUGAAUGUUGAAAACCAUGCGAUACACACAUUUUCCAUGGGGUUCCAGGCUCUGCGUAAUUCACUGGAGGAGGACGGGCUUUGUUUCGGACUGGUCUUAUGUUGGGGUAUGUGGCAAUGCAGAAAUGCAGCGGUCUGGAGGGGAGAGGCUGUUAGUGUGGCGAAGAUCUUCACUCUUGCUCAAAGUUUUUGGCAGGGGUGGAGACAUGCGCAUGAGAUAGGGACCGAAGGGGUUGUGGCUGGCGUGGUAGUGCAAAGAUGGCAGAGGCCGAUGCUAGAGAGAUGCAAAUUAAAUGUGGAUGCAGCAUUUAAUGGGUACAAUGGUAGGGCGGGGUUUGGAUGGGUACUAAGGGAUGCGCAUGGCGCUUUCCUCGCGGCCAUGGCAGCCCCCUACGGCGUAGCAGAGGAUGCACGUAUGGCAGAGGCAUUGGGCGUACGGGAGGCGCUAAGUUGGCUGAAGGAAAUUGGCGUCCAAAGAGUGGAUGUGGAAAUAGAUGCUCAAGAGUUUUUCCACGCAGUGCGGGGGGAGCCAGGAGAAUCUUAUUUUGAUCUAGUUAUUGAUGAUAUUAAAGAUAUUGCUUCUACAAUUGUUGAUUUGCAGUUCUUGUUUGUUAAACGAUCAGGGAACCAGGUAGCCAAUCGCAUUGCGAGAGAAUCUGGUUCCAUGACUGAUCGUGUUUCUUGGUUUUACAUUCCUCCUGUUUUUAUUGUAAGUUUGUUGAUUUCCAAUAAUGAAAGUUGA